Asparagus officinalis (garden asparagus) is the source of this 893-nucleotide messenger RNA. Its product is annotated as 60S ribosomal protein L18-3. Gene Ontology annotation, molecular function: RNA binding; structural constituent of ribosome. Gene Ontology annotation, cellular component: ribosome; cytosolic large ribosomal subunit. Gene Ontology annotation, biological process: translation. NCBI's taxonomy places the organism in Eukaryota, Viridiplantae, Streptophyta, Magnoliopsida, Asparagales, Asparagaceae. The record is from RefSeq and is a predicted model, not a curated record. The transcript has 5 exons. Bases 107 to 670 code for a protein of 187 amino acids.
UUAGCGGAAGCAGGCUAACAAACCCUAGCCCCCAUCUUAUUCCCUCACUCCCUCUAUAAAUAAUCUUCGUCGAAGCCCUUGCGAGCGGUAGCCGCAUCAACUCACAAUGGGUAUCGAUCUCGUCGCCGGCGGCAGGAGCAAGAAGACGAAGCGCACCGCUCCCAAAUCUGAUGAUCCGUACCUCAAGCUCCUCGUCAAGCUGUAUAAGUUUUUGGUGAGAAGGACUGAGAGCAGCUUCAAUGCUGUGAUCUUGAAGAGGUUGUUCAUGAGCAAGACCAACAAGCCCCCGAUCUCGCUCAAGAGACUCGUUAGCUUCAUGAAAGGAAAGGACGACAAGAUUGCAGUAAUUGUGGGUACUGUGACUGAUGAUAAGAGGCUUUAUGAGGUUCCUGCAAUAAAGGUAGCGGCUUUGAGGUUUACGGAGACUGCAAGGGCCAGGAUUCUUAAGGCUGGUGGGGAGUGCUUAACCUUUGAUCAGCUUGCUCUUAGGGCUCCUCUUGGUCAAAACACGGUUCUUCUCAGGGGACCGAAGAACUCUAGGGAGGCAGUGAAGCACUUUGGUCCAGCUCCUGGUGUGCCACACAGCCAUACUAAGCCUUAUGUCCGUUCAAAGGGGAGGAAGUUUGAAAAGGCUAGGGGUAGGAGGAACAGCAGGGGCUUUAGGAACUGAGUUAUGUUUGUUAUUAUGCCGAUUGCUUGUUUUGUGGAGAACUAUGAAAUAUUCGAGGCUUAUCUUCGUUAUUUCAGUUAAUUCAGGAGAGAAUAUCAGAGCUCUCUUUUGUUUGUUGCAGCUCGCUUAUAGGAUUUUGAAAUCUUUUGCGUGGGACACUGUGGCUAGGCCGCUUGUUUUUUCAGUUGAUUCAGUAAAAGACUAUCAGAGUUCUCUUUUGUUU